Messenger RNA from Sardina pilchardus (European sardine), 2698 nucleotides. RefSeq names its product TBC1 domain family member 4. The transcript has 15 exons. The record is from RefSeq and is a predicted model, not a curated record. Lineage: Eukaryota; Metazoa; Chordata; Actinopteri; Clupeiformes; Clupeidae. Bases 137 to 1957 code for a protein of 606 amino acids.
AACAGCGGGAUAUUUUGAAUGUUGCGAUUGCGACAAACAGGAAAAACAGGGACUUUGAUCCUUAUAUUCAGUUAAAGUCAUUCAAUAAAAUUAAAAAACAACUGCUUGUUUGUAAGUGUAACAAUUCGUUUUAAGAAUGAGGAGACGAAGCAGCACCUCUAGCAACAGGACUCCAAUUAUCAAAAGGCGUGCAAGUAACUUGGAUUUCGAUGAAUUUGGUUUUGCGCUCAGCAAAAAGAAGGAGCAAAAAUUGCAACACCGAUCUCAUGAAUACAGUUACCCUCAAGCAGACGCCAUAAGAGUGAAACAGUUAUGCGAACUGUUGAGCUAUUGGAACGGGUCCAGUUUUAUUUGUCGGAGCCAGAUUGAGCGCUUCAUCAGAAUGGGGAUUCCUCCUUCGUUGCGAGGAAGAGUAUGGAAGUGCUUGCUCAACCUUGACUCUAUCAGGGAAUCUGAUGUCUUCAACUACCAGGCUUGCUUGGAUGAGAUCCGCAAACCCCUGGUUGAUCUGGGAGUGAGUGAGUACAGCAUCCUGUCCUCUCUCAGCAGCACACUCAGCCCGGCCCGGGCGUCUCCUGCACUGGCCUUCUGCAGCCAGGAGGUGGCGCUCUUCCACCAGAUAGCACAGGAGCUGCAGAGGUCAUUUCCAACACACCGCUCGCUCAUGGGAGAAAGUCCUGAAGCCAUUGAAGGCCAAGCCAAGCUCUUCCGGAUUCUCACUGUCUAUGCCAAGUACAACCCUCAGAUUGGUUACAGCCAAGGAAUGUCCUGCAUCGCUGCAGUUCUUCUCAUGCACCUGAGUGAGGAGGAGGCAUUCUGGGCCCUGGUUGUUCUUCUCCGGGAGCCAAAAUACCUAUCUGAGCUUUUUGACCUUUCAUCGGAGAAAAUCCAACAUCAGGCUGCAGUCUUUCACCAGCUCCUUAAACACAGGAGACCUUCACUGUCACAGCACAUGGAGGACUGUGGGGUGAUGUCUCUACACUACGUGCAGCCCUGGUUCCUGGCUCUCUUCACCUCCCUGCCGUGCUGGGACUCGGCGCUGGCCAUCUGGGACCUCGUCAUGCUCCAGGGACUGGUAGGUGUAUUCCGUGCCGGUCUUGCCAUCAUGUCCCUGCUGGAAUCGCGUCUGAUGGCCCUGACCGACCAUACCACCAUGCAGAACCUUCUGCUCCGGGUACCUGUGGAAUUCUCAAAGCACCAUGUUCUGGUUCCGGCCUUAUGGGCCACUGACAUCCAGGAGUCUGAGGUGAAGUGUAUGGCCACCCUGGUCCUGGAGAAUGCAGGAGAAGACCUUCGCAAAGAGAACUUGAAGCCCAACUGCACAUCUCCGCCGACCGCAGAGCCCGAAGCCCACAAGACCGAUGCCAAAGCAUCAACACUCGCAGCCAAGGAACCAACAAAGGAGGCCACGGGUUGUGUGACCAAGAACGUGUUUACGCGGAUGCUCCGUGUGGCCCGGCGGUACUUGGUGGUGGUGGGCCAGUCGAGUGGCGGCAGGAAGCAGUCCCGCACAUCCUCCAGCAGCUCCACGGAACUCCAGCCCUCCAAGGCCAAGGUCUCAGCCUGCCUUCCCCAGGCACAGAUCCGAGCCAAGAGGAGGAGCCAGAAGGGACCCGGCCUACGCAUACUGUCCAGGAAACCAACCCCAUCCUCCCAGGAAUCAGACGCUGGUGCUGCAGAGGACUGCUCAGAGCCAGGCCUCAGGAGGCUGAGGUCAGGGCCCGCGGGGCGGGGGGCCCAUCGGAGGAGCGUCCACAAGGCUCUCAGGCGGAGGUCCCUUCAGCUCUGUCCCAUGGGAUCCCCCCGCAACUCUACACACAGACCCCUACUUGUCAGCGCAGAGAGCCCCCGACCAGCGUGGUCUACAGCAGGACAUUACAGGAUGCUGUCUCCCCAAUGUGAGGCCCAGGAUGAACAGAAUCCCAGGCUGACAGUCAGGGAGUCACAGCUAAUUUAAGAAGCUAUAUAUGGGAGGAAGAAGAAGCCCCUAGGCCCUCAUUCACUACCAGCUUCCCCACAGUCCAUCCUCAUCUUAAUGUCUCCGCACGGCCACUUUUCUCUGGACUAGAGAAAGCCUGACCCAUGCACUGCCUCUCUCUUCUGCUCUCCUGCCUGAAAUCGAUCCUCCCCUCUCGGCUCUGCGGGCUUCGGGGCUCCGGGGCUGGCUCCUCCAGGGGCAAGCUGACCUUUGGGGUUCGAGUAGGUCCACUCAAGAGCACUUACGCUGGGCAGGCUGCCAUGGACAGAGGGGUGGGCCCAGGGGGGGCUUCCGAGGAGAGAUUUACUGCUGGGGAGUCGCUGCAGCUGUGAUGGAUGACUCUUUCGGUGGAGUUGCCACAGAUAAACUGUACUUCUAUCUGUUCUCCCAUGUCGUCAAGGCCUAGUCAGCAACACAACAUUUAUGCAUGUUUUUUUUUUUUACUCAUUCAGAGUGACUUGACUGUGUCGUACUUGUCUGUACUUGUCCAUAUGUGCCUCUUUUAGAUCACAUAUUUUAGUGCUUUUCGAGUCACUCGCACACUAGCACAUUUAUUAAUUCAUGUGGAGCCAUAUUGAGCAGGUCUACUUUGAUGUUUCCUGUUACAGUAAAGAACCAUAUGUUAUUUUUGUAUGGCACUUCAGUGCAUGGCGCGGCCACCACAGCGCAGCCUCUGGUUUUAUUGUAAUAUUUUUAUAUAGCAGUUUGAAAUAAUAAAAC